This is a messenger RNA of Pocillopora meandrina, 5823 nucleotides long. The record is from the annotation of a GenBank genome assembly. Lineage: Eukaryota; Metazoa; Cnidaria; Anthozoa; Scleractinia; Pocilloporidae.
AGUUAUUUCACAUGACAAGUAGAAAACAAACUGUUCAAGGCGAGUGUAUUAUAAAUGAACAACAGCCGAAUUCACUAAGACAAAAAGAUCGCUCGGAAUGACAGCGCCGUAAAACUCGGUUGCAGCGACUGAUCUGGCCUUCCACUCAACGCAUCGGAAAGGAUAUCAGAGCAAGCUCUUAUUUUUUCACUCGAAGGGCGGCCGAUGUAGUUUCUGAGGCUUGCUGUGAUGACCGGAGAUCGCCAUGAUGAGCGAGCCGCGAUGGACUUCAGCAUGAUCGUAUUCGGUCAGACACCGUCAUGAUUAGAAUGAAUUUUAACAAUUAUGCCAGUUUGGUUAUAUUUUUCAUCAUUUCUGUUUUGUUCUGUUUUGUUUUUGAACACUGAACUUUAUAUACUAUACGAGUGUUAGCUGUGUUUGAUUUUCAUUGCUGUACGCGUAAGCUUGCAAUCUAACUGAGCGUGAAAAUCUUUAAAACUCGGAAUGUUUAUUUUGUUUUUCCUUUGAGGAUUUUCGUAUCUGCUCACGUUUUAAUAACGUAAAUUACAGCGCCUGGUAUGUUUACAAACCUUUGUUUGAUUCUUCUGUUGCUACUUGCCGGCUCGCUUCAGUUCCGAAAUUUCACUUUCAAUUAUCGGAAAAAAGCUAAAAAGAAGUCCCGGAAAAGGUCGAACAUAGUACAAUUGGCAGAUGGCGUGACAGCUGUAGCUCAGCUCUGUGCUCUAUACUCUUAUAGAGCACGCUCUUUCAACCAAUGACAGUGCGCGUUAUAUCCGAACUUUAUUGUAAAUAUUCACACCCUAUGCAGAACGAAAAGAGACUGGGAGCGAUCAACAUGAAAACGAGGCUAGUUGGGCCUGGGUAAAUAAAAAUGGCCGCCUGAUGUGAAGGGCGCCAGUUUUUGAAAAUGCCGCAAAAUUGUUGUGUUCCAAACUGUACCAAAAAGAAUUACAGAACCGAAAACGGGGAGAAAAUUUCUUACUUGAAGUUUCCAGACGACGUUAUCGUCAAAAAACGUUGGCUCCAUGCCAUUCGUCGAGACGAAGGAAAAGCGUUUAGAGUCAACCAAAACACGAAGAUCUGUUCUCGUCAUUUAAGCCCGAGGACUUGGUUAAAGCUAUUGGAGGUCAGCGUGUUUAUGUAAAGGCAGGGGUAAUUCCAUCUCGAUUUUCGUGGUCCAAAGGUUCUCCGAAAAAGCGAGCACCUCCUAAAUGUCGCAAUCUUUCGUCUACAACAGAGUGUUCAAACAAGGAGUUGCAAUCAUCUCAAAGUCAAACAACUGCAGAUGCAGCUGAAGCAACUUCUGAAACCUGUACUUCAUCAGCAGCUUUUAGUUAUCAUGAUGUGGAAAACAGCUUAAGUUCGUGUGAAGAUCAAACAGAAGAAGUUAAAAAACUUGAAGGAAUUCGAGGUUUUGAACUUGAAAAUGCGAAGUUAAAGGCUGAAAUUAAAACGCCAGAGGAGCCUUAAAGAUUCCCGCCUUUUUCAGAUGCGCAAUUUUACUACCGACGAGGACAUUGCCUUUUAUACGGGAUUUCCUAAUUUAGCAACAUUUAAUGUUGUGUUUGAAUUUUUAAAUACUGGAUCGAAAGGGGAAAACAUUAGGUACUGUUCAUCAAAAGAAAGAACUGUCCAAAAGGAGUUUUACGAUAGUGGAAACGAGGAACCAGAGGGAUGUACUAGCAUAGGUAGACGAAGAAGCUCAGAACCCAGAGAGGAGUUCUUCCUUGUUCUUUGCAGACUGAGAAGGGGAUUUGCAGAAAAACAUCUAGCUCACUUGUUUGGUAUUUCGCAGUCGACAGUAAGCAGAACAUUCCUUUCUUGGAUAAAUUACAUGUAUUUAAAAUUUGGUCAAGUAUCUAUAUGGUCUAAUAGGGAGGUUAUAAGAGCUACAAUGCCUGACAGCUUUAAAGAGAAAUACUCUUGCACCCGUGUAAUAAUCGAUUGUACAGAAAUUAGAUGCCAAAUGCCUUCCAGCCUUCUGUUGAAUUCCAAAUUGUUCAGCUCCUAUAAGAACCAUGUAACUCUAAAAGGCUUAGUUGGAAUUGCUCCCAGUGGAGCUAUAACUUUUAUCAGUCAGCUAUAUAGUGGAAGCAUUUCUGAUCGCGAAAUUGUUGAACGAAGUGGUUUCCUGAAGUUAGAAUUUGACAAUGGUGACACCGUGAUGGCCGAUAAAGGUUUUACAAUUGAAGACCUACUCCCACUAGGAGUAACCCUAAACAUUCCCCCCUUUUUAGGGUCUAAUAGCCAAAUUACAGCAGAAGAUGUUAUCAAGACUCAAGAAAUUGCUUCUGUUAGAGUACACGUUGAACGGGCCAUCAAUAAAAUCAAGAAUUUUCACUUAUGGGAUAGUGUUGUACCCCUCAGUUUGUUUGGGGUAGUAAAUCAAAUGUGGAGUGUCUGUGCCUUUUUAUGUAACAUUCAGGACCCUCUUAUUUCCACUUAACACUGAGUUAGGCAGAGCUCUGAGGCACAAUACAGAAUUUCAGUCAAUUUAAUAAAUGUAAACCUGCUUAUCCACCUCAGGUCAAAUAUUCUCUCAACCAACUAAAACUAAGAAUGUGAUUCGCUUGCUUUCAGUCCCAAACACACAAAAGAUGUCAGCUUUUACGUGUAGUUCUAAAGAUCUUAAAAUCAAAGAAUAAAGAAAGCUAUCUUAUUAUACAGACCAUGUUGGUUGAUACUCUGUUUUAAACAUAUCAAGUUAGGUAUGAGACACAAAAUUUCUCUGUACUCGUUCCAAGAUUAGAUUAGGGUAGUUAACCCUUCUAAUGGUUACUGAACUCCACAGAAGCUGGUGUUAUGAAAUGUUCAAAAUAGCUCUUCUUUAGGCCUUCAUUCAAUACGUCCCAGAAUUGAGGAUCAGAUGUGAUCCUCUCUAUCCUCAUGCCUUUGUUAUUAUAGAUAACAAAGUCACACCAACUUGCUCCUGUAAUACCUAGUUGACCCUGUAUCUGAAAGUAGUACUGGUGCCCCCUUUUUAGCCUCGGCUUUCCAUUUACAUUUUCUGCAUAAAAAGUUUCAUCGGCACAUGCUUCUAAAGGACUCACAUGAAAUUUAGAGUAGGGACAUUUCACCUCUACCAGCCCAAAAGGCUUGCUACAGCCUCAGUCAAUGACCUUGCCAUCUGGUGAUGCUGCUAAAAAGGGAGAGGCCAUACUGACAACAAGGCCACUUUUGAACACUGAAACUGGGUUCCUUGUUGAAAACAUAUAUUUUUCAUAUUCUCUUAAGGCUACAGGCUCAUAGGUUUUCGCAUGUGCAGUUUGUUUGGAAGUGAAUGGUUUGGGAUGAAGCAGAUUAUUUACUAGAGUGUUAUGAUUCCUUUGCCUUUUUACAAUUGUGUGGAAAUUAGAUGCUGUAUACCGAAAUUUCCUUUCAGCCUGCCAUUCCUGUGAGGCUGCUUGUUCACUUGUUUUCUUCUCUAUGGUAUUAAGCUUUGCCUCAUCAACAAUCAAAUGAUCCAGGAGUGCUUCCUGGUUGCUGCUUAAAUCAUCUGGCUUUUCAUACUGCUCAGAUUGUUGCAAAGGGAAUGGAGGAUAUACGGAAAUACCAUUUUGUUCAUCAUUACAGUCCACUCUAGGCACUGAGUCAAUAUUACAGAAAACUUGAAAAUUAGACUCUGUGAACUGUAACUGGUAACUUGCAUAUGAGCCACUUGGACAUUUUCCAAAUUUUGUUUCCUGUAAGUUGGUACCACCAGUAAACAUAAUUUGAGACAAGGCAAACUUAGGGUUGAUCUCUUGAAGCUUGUUUUUUAACAAAGCUUCAUCAGAUGCUUGUGUACCCAAAUUUUUCCUAGCUUCAUACAUGUCUAUAUUCGACUUUUUUACCUCAAGUUCCAUGACAGGUUGGGGCUUGAUUUUAUCUCCUCUUACAGGCCUGUGCCAUAGUUGUAAACUUGAAGUGCAUGCCUUAGCUUGUGUCAUAUCAGAUUCAUUUUCCAAGUCCUUAAUAUCUUGACAACAAUACAAGCUGAACUUACAGAGUUUCAUCAUAACAGCAAGCACAUGAUUGCAAAAACCAACAGAUCCUGCUACACAUGUACACGAAGCAUAUUAACACCUCCACUCACUAAACAAAGUGCAACUUAUAAUUUGUGGGGUGGCUCAUUUUUUUUAAAGCUAUGAUAACACAAGCAUUUGAAAUAGAAAUAUUGGUCAUCACUUGCGCAAGUUAAGUCUUUCAGGUAUUCAUCAUCAAGAAAUGUUUUUGCCUUUUUCAUGCUUGUUGGAACAGCAUGGUUCUGUUUAUUUCUGUCAAAGUUUUUUCCAGAUUUAGAAAUAUGUAAAUCCAUCUCUGCCCUUGUGAAUAAUGGCAUUCGUUGCAAACUUGUAGACCAUCUGGCUGAUGGAAAUUUAACAGUACUUUCCUCAGGCAUCGCAUCACUUUGAGCGAGUUGUUCUUGUCUCGCCUUUCGACGCGUGUAUAUCAGAUUUUUAGCGGGAUCCAUAACAUCUUUAUCACGACCAGACGCAACAUAUUCAAGAACUCUUCAAAAUAAAAAGUAGAAAAACUAUUAAUCAUUACAUUUUUGAAACAUUUCAUCGAGAAAAAUAACUCCUAAAUCUUUUGAUCUCCAUUUACAAUAUCAAAGUCUCUUUUAAUUCUAAAAAGUAUCACGAACGACUGACAAAUACUGUACUUACCUUUUCGACAAUUGUGCCUUUGUUUUUAACCCCUUUGCAGGAUCGCCACGACAUUUUAACCAAAAGCGAAGUUCAUCUGUUUUAAGAGCAGUCGGAUUUCUUCCCUGAAGCGAUGCUCCGGGGAUAUCUUCCUCCGUAAGACUCUGAGAAAGACGGCUACUUACAGAGCCAUGAGCGGCCAUAUUUCUAACACGAGUAAACAAGGCUCAACUAGCCUCGUUUUCAAGUUGAUCGCUCCCAGUCUCUUUUCGUUCUGCAUAGGGUGAUUAAUCAGAUUUUUCCAUUUCUUUCCCAUCACAUGAAUGCGAGGUUCUUACGUCACUAGCAUGUGAACGUCAGCUUUCUACAAAUUUGAAUUCUCCAUUUUGGAUUGCAGAGCUUUCGUAACGACUGACUGUUGAAACCGUACACCGAUUUUUUCCCUGGUUAUUGGAUGAAACAUGUCCUGGCAAAGUUACGUGGACAACAGCCUCGUGGGUACAGGAAAAGUUCAGAAGGCAGCCAUAUUUGGCUUAGACGGUUCGCCUUGGGCCAGCAGCCCUGGAUUCUCGGUAAGAAAUCUGGUGAAAUAAAAAGAGCAGGAAUAGAUUCAAAAUCUCAAGCUUCAGUGAUAACUUAACAGUUUUCUUACAGAUGUGCAAAUAUGUUUGAUAGGUAUCUCAGCCAGAAGCACAAGAGAUGAUAAAGAGCCUUAAGGAUGGUAGCGUCUCAGGCAAGAACAUUGCUGGAACGAAAUACAUGAUGCUGCGGAACGACAAGGACAAGAAAGCGGCGUACUUGAAAAUGAAAGACAAAGGAGGCUUUUGCGCGUGUUUGACCAACAAGGCUCUCAUUAUUGGUGGCUACGAUGAGAGUGCUGGCGGUGCUGGAAAUUGCAAUCAGUGUGUGGAAACCGUAGCAGAACAUCUCAUUGCUUCAGGAUUUUAAUGUUUGAGUAGAACCUUAAAACACAAUCUAAGAACACAUAUAGUGGUAUUUGGUAAUGGUUUGUGUGUUCCUAUGACCUUAGCUCAGAAAUUUACACACGUUUAAGCAAGAUGUUUAGAACAAUUUUCUCUAGAAGCACUGUAAGUUUUCAUGUUCCGUUUAAGACGUUUUCAUUUGUUUAACGGAUAGAUUGUGCUAACUGUUGGCUAAAGCUUUGAAAGAAGUAAAGCUUUCUGAUGUAUGAAUC